UAUCGUAUGUAAAUUAGGAUGGUAUGUUAUUAAUAUAUCCGGUAUGUGUUCGAUUACCUUUAUUUUAAUUGGGACAAUUGAACAUUAUCUACUACUUAAACAAUAUCGAUUAGAAAAAUCUCUAUCUUAUCGAGUCGUUCUUAUAGUUCUCGUAUUCUGGUUUAUUCAUUCAAUACCAAACUUAAUGUAUUUUGAUAUUAAACAUGGCAAGUGUCAGCUACAACAAAUGGGAUGGUUCUCAACGUAUCUUACAUAUUUUAUUCUAUUUAUCUAUAGUCUUCUACCAUCAAUUAUUUUAUCUAUAUUUAGUUGUCUGACAAUUGCUCAUCUGCGUCGAAUACAUCAGCGUGUUUUGCGUCUGUUAGAUAUAAAGAAAAGUUGUAGUCAAAUUGAAAAACGUAUUGAAACGUUAAACCGCGAACUAACGCAAAUGUUACUCAUACAGUCGUGCUUAAUUAUAUUUUCUAGUAUUCCAGCUACAUUACAAUAUGUUUAUAAUUUUAUGACAAAAAAUAUUCCCAAGUCUCAAAAGCGUCAACAAUGGGAAUAUUUGAUUAGUGUUGUGGUUCGAUUAUGCCUAUUUAUUCAUUCAUCAAAUGAUUUCUAUAUCAAUCUGUUAGUUUCAAAUAUAUUCCGGAAACAAUUUUAUCGUCUCAUUCGACGUUUCACACUCGGUUAUUGGUGUCAAUGCGAAUGUUACUGGUACAAUCGAUAUCGUGUAAAACCAAACGUUUCAAAAAAUAUAAGAGAUUUACACAGACUUACUUACCAUCGUGCAUAUAGUCCGUGCAAUACACAUAUCAUAACAUAG
This is a messenger RNA of Didymodactylos carnosus, 811 nucleotides long. The record is from the annotation of a GenBank genome assembly. NCBI's taxonomy places the organism in Eukaryota, Metazoa, Rotifera, Eurotatoria, Philodinida, Philodinidae.